AUGUAUCACACAUCAGCCAAUUCUGCUCUUUCGCUAACUCGCGUUCAGCCUGAAACAAUAUUAGCAAACGUGGGAUACGAGCAAGAAACGCGAAAUGGCGAGACCACGGAUACACUGUCAAAACAACCAGGAAGCAUCGGAGAAACGGGGAGCGCAUCGCCGACGCAAGACAACUUAUCAGGAAACAGGAACAGAUGGCGGCUUCGUAGGAGCAGCUCGACACAAGGCAAAAGCAAUGAACUGGCUUCUUGUCUGGGGGAUGACGAAGACGGGGGUGGAAGGCGCGGAGGGCUGGAGGGGAAGGACCCAGAGACGAACGACCCUGUUCACCUCAAGAGACGGGUGGGACUCGUCAGUGGGGUGGCUUUAAUUGUCGGGACCAUGAUCGGUUCAGGAAUAUUCGUAUCGCCGACGGGUUUGUUAAUCCGCACUGGCAGCGUCGGCAUGAGUUUCCUGGUAUGGACCGCGUGCGGAGUACUGAGUUUGUGCGGAGCGUUAGCUUAUGCUGAACUAGGUACGAUGAACACCAGCAGCGGGGCUGAGUACGCGUAUUUUAUGGACGCAUUUGGAGCACCACCGGCAUUUCUAUUCUCCUGGACAUCGACGCUCGUUCUCAAGCCCUCGCAGAUGGCGAUAAUAUGCCUCUCGUUUGCCCAGUACGCUGUUGAAGCAUUUGCCGCGGAGUGCGAACCGCCAGAACAUCUUGUUAAAAUCGUCGGGCUUCUUGCAAUCACGGUUAUUCUGCUCAUUAAUUGUUACAGCGUUAAUCUUGCGACUGGCGUACAAAACACUUUCACGGCUGCCAAGCUCAUUGCUAUACUUGUCGUAAUAGCCGGUGGCUCGUGGUCACUUGCCAAAGGCAAUACUCAACAUCUGCAAGGUGCAUUUAAAAUGUUAGAUGAAACCGACACCCUGACUAUCGGAAGACUUGCGACUGCAUUUUAUACCGGUCUUUGGGCUUACGAUGGAUGGAACAAUCUUAAUUAUGUUACGGAAGAAAUUAAAGAUCCUUCCAAAAAUUUACCCAGGUCUAUUAUGAUCGGAAUUCCUCUUGUCACCGUAUGCUACGCUCUUAUUAAUCUUUCUUAUCUGGCUGUCAUGUCACCCAUGGAAAUGAUUGAAAGUGAAGCUGUAGCAGUUACCUUCGGGAAUCGUAUUCUUGGAGUAGUGGCUUGGCUGAUGCCCUUCUCAGUAGCUGUAAGUACCUUUGGAUCAGCAAACGGAACCCUUUUCGCUGCUGGAAGACUGUGUUUCGCUGCCUCACGACAAGGUCAUCUUCUUGACUGUCUAAGUUAUGUUCACGUUCGACGUUUUACCCCAGCACCUGGGCUUAUUUUUCACUCUUUAGUGGCAGCCGCAAUGGUGUUGUCUGGUAACAUCAACUCACUAAUUGACUUCUUUUCCUUCACUGCAUGGAUAUUCUACGGAGGUGCGAUGCUCGCGUUACUAGUUAUGCGCAAGACACGACCUAAUCAUCCUCGUCCUUACAAAUGUCCGCUUGUUAUACCAAUAUUUGUGCUAGGAAUUUCCAUGUACCUGAUAGUUGGCCCAAUAAUUGAUAAGCCUCAGAUUGAGUAUCUGUAUGCCGCGGGAUUUAUCGCUGCUGGCAUGUUUUUCUACCUCCCGUUUGUCAAAUAUGGAUAUGUACCCAAAUUUAUGGGUAUAAGGGGUCAACGUUUUUCUUCAGAUGUUAUUGGAGGUGGCACCAACAGCCGCCUCAUACGAUUGAUUCUUCUUAUAUAUUGA
Cotesia congregata is the source of this 1746-nucleotide messenger RNA. NCBI's taxonomy places the organism in Eukaryota, Metazoa, Arthropoda, Insecta, Hymenoptera, Braconidae. The record is from the annotation of a GenBank genome assembly.